Parnassius apollo (apollo) is the source of this 363-nucleotide messenger RNA. The record is from the annotation of a GenBank genome assembly. NCBI's taxonomy places the organism in Eukaryota, Metazoa, Arthropoda, Insecta, Lepidoptera, Papilionidae.
AUGAAUUUAGCAAAUCAGAAGAAUACACAUAUUUGUUCAAGACUCGAAACGGAAAAUAUGCCAUCUACCUCAAAUGAUAUACAAGCUGCAGGUUCAAGUCAGUGCUUGGAGGAUUUCUUAAAUUAUAGCUAUAUAGAAAAACAUGUUCAUAAUAUUUCAACAUUAGUAAGAAGGAGCGAUCCAACUGGUGAAAUAACCAAUACUCUCAAAGCAUCCUUUAAAAUAUUUUUAGAAGAACCACUUCUUAAGUCGUCGGAAAGCGUUUUAAAAUUCUGGGAAGAAAAACAGCUCAUAUAUCCACAAUUAUAUCAAUUGGCGCGUGUUGCAUUAAGUGUACCAGCAACGCAAGUUAGUGUGGAAUGA